This is a messenger RNA of Emericellopsis cladophorae, 2412 nucleotides long. Its product is annotated as RNA-binding protein-like protein. Bases 1 to 2412 code for a protein of 803 amino acids. Gene Ontology annotation, biological process: mRNA splicing, via spliceosome. The transcript has a single exon. The record is from RefSeq and is a predicted model, not a curated record. Gene Ontology annotation, molecular function: mRNA binding. Lineage: Eukaryota; Fungi; Ascomycota; Sordariomycetes; Hypocreales; Bionectriaceae. Gene Ontology annotation, cellular component: cytoplasmic stress granule.
AUGCAGGAUCUCACCGGGGCUGUAGGCCAGGGCCGUGGCUCCAAUGGACACCACGGUGUACGAUUCGGCCAUGCUUCGAAGCCAUCAAACAGCGACACUGGCUUCUCGCACGGAGCCUUUACAUCGAACGUCUCGGGAUUUGCUGACCGCCACCCUCGUCGUGGCAAUGUCCCCUCUCUGAACACCCAGACGAUGAACCAGGCACAGGCUAUACCUGCGGCUGGUGCCGAUAUUGCAACACCUGGUACUGCUUUCGACAUGCAAUUUACACCCUUGCUGCCGUCCCAGCUGCUCCUCGGAAGUCCGUUUCAGCCUGGAUCCCCCGGUGCAUUCAGCAGCCCUCAGUUCCAGCAGGUGCACAAUUUUCAGGCUCAGGGUCAGCAGCAGCAGCAGCAGCAACAACAGCAGCAGCAUCAGCAACAGCAGAGCCAGAUGAACCACCAGCGGAAUGCUGGCAUGGCCAGCCCUGUUCAGCAGAACAUGUCCCCUCAGCAGUAUCAGGCCAUGGUUUCGCCCUCCGCCUAUGGUGCUCCUCACUUCUAUGCGGCCCCUCAAUCACCUACGGGCAACUACUCGAUGCAGCCGCCGAUGCAGCCUAGCUCGCCCGUUCACAUGAACGCAGGUGCGGUCACUGGCACCAGCCGCACUGUGUAUCUGGGCAAUAUUCCACCUGAUACUGUAGCCGAGGAAAUUCUGGGUCACAUUAGGAGUGGGCAGAUUGAAUCCGUCCGUCUGUUGCCGGACAAGAACUGUGCUUUCAUCUCCUUCUUGGAUGCUAGCUCCGCCACCCACUUCCACUCUGAUGCCAUCUUGAAAAAGCUCUGCAUCAAGGGGCAGGAUAUCAAGGUCGGUUGGGGCAAGCCGUCUCAGGUUCCGACCUCGGUGGCAUUGGCUGUGCAACAGUCCGGGGCCUCACGCAACGUCUACUUGGGCAACCUGCCCGAGGAUAUCGCCGAAGAGGAGAUACGCGAGGAUCUGGGCAAGUUUGGUGCUAUUGAUACCAUCAAACUUGUCCGUGAGAAGAAUAUUGCUUUCGUGCACUUUCUCUCCAUUGCGAAUGCCAUCAAAGCCGUUGGCCAGCUCCCGCAGGAGCCCAAGUGGCAGGCUCCUCGCCGCGUGUACUACGGCAAGGACCGAUGCGCCUACGUCUCCAAAACACAGCAGCAGAAUGCCGCCCAGUAUCUGGGUAUCUCUCCGGGCUAUGCUCACAUGCUGACAGGUGCUGACCGUGACUUUAUCUCCAGCACCCUGGCUCAGCAAUCGGUGGCUGCUGCUGCUGUCGCCACUACUGCCGGUGGCAUCAACAACCUCGGCAACCGUACGAUUUACCUGGGCAACAUUCACCCCGAGACGACGAUUGAGGAGAUUUGCAACGUUGUGCGAGGGGGGCUCUUGCAUCAUAUCCGCUACAUCCCGGACAAGCACAUUUGCUUCGUCACUUUCAUCGAUCCCACAGCCGCCGCUUCAUUCUACGCUCUGAGCAACCUCCAAGGGCUAAUGAUCCAUAACCGACGACUCAAGAUCGGCUGGGGCAAGCACUCUGGUGCUCUCCCGCCUGCGAUUGCCAUGGCUGUUAGCGGCGGCGCUUCUCGGAACGUGUACAUUGGCAACCUGGACGAGACUUGGACGGAGGAAAGACUGCGCCAAGACUUCUCCGAGUACGGCGAAAUCGAACUCGUCAAUGCUCUUCGGGAGAAGAGCUGUGCUUUUGUCAACUUCACUAACAUUGCCAAUGCCAUCAAGGCCAUUGAGGCGGUGCGUGGAAAGGAGGAGUACAGGAAGUUCAAGGUGAACUUUGGCAAGGAUCGCUGUGGCAAUGCGCCCCGCCAGAUGCACAACUCACAAUCGCCCCGUGGUGACGGCGGCACAUCGCCGCCUCCCCAGGGCGACAACGGCCGUGGUGGUUCGCCCACCGGGCAGUUUGGAGUGAACAACAACCCUCUGACAAUGUACCUGAACCAGUUGUCCCAGCAGGCACAGCAGCAGCAUCACCAGCAGAACUAUGCCGCUCAGCAGAGCGCCCUCUUCGGAUCCUCUCAGCAGUCCCCCAGUGACCUCGGCAUCGACGUUGCCCCACAGAUCCAACAGGCGCAGCUGGGCGGCCACGGUCAAUCCGCCAGCAUCUCGAACGGGUAUCCAGCGAAUGGUGCCAUGUCCGGCGCGACGACGAUUGGUGGACUGCUGGCUCCCAAUGCUCGCGGCCAGCACAACCGAGCCGUCAGCCUGCCCGCUCUUGCACCUGGUUUCGAGAACGGAGGCAACAGCCCCAACAGCGUCCCGGGUAGCAAUGGAAGUGACGGCGAGCGUCGUGGCCAUGGAUACCAAGCCAGUUACGGUGGGAUGGGAGGCGGUUUCGGCCUCGCCAUCCAGGGCGGCCUCAACGGCUGGGUUGAGGAGGAAGUGGCCAACUAA